AUGGAGUGUGUCUCUGAAGAUUGCUUCGAUAACACUCAACGUCCCUACUCAGAAAACAGCGACCAGCGACUCUAUUUCGUUCCUCACAGGUGGUGGAAGGAAGCGCAGGAUUCAAUGUCUGCGGGUUCGGAUGUGAAGAAAGGGGUUUUGUAUACAGCAUUGCCUGGUUCGUCUUAUGCGGGUCCUAUGAAGAUCAUCAAUAACAUUUUCAAUUCAGAUCUUGUGUUGAAUCUUCGGAUGGAGGAUAAGGAUUCGCUACACAAUCUUGAAAAUGGUGAAGUAGGUGUGUCUGGACGGGGAUUUGCUUUGGUUUCUGGGGAAAUGUGGUUGAAGGCACUCAAGUGGCAUAGUGAUUCGAAAAAUGCAUUGAAGGAUGAAAGAGGGUUUUCAGCUACUGAGGAUGAUAUAGCAGAUGUUUAUCCUUUACAGCUAAGGCUUUCUGUUCAGAAAGAAACAAAUUCAUUGGGAUUAAGAAUAAGCAAAAAGGACAACGCAGUUGAGCUCUUUAAAAGAUCCUGUAAAACAUUCAGUGUGGAUUCAGAGAUGUUAUACAUUUGGGACUUUUCAGGUCAGACAAUGUUAUUUUUUGCGAAGGACAAAAACGGGUUCCCAACAGACUGUCAAAGGCAGUCUGAGGAGAUUUUUCUAGAGUUCCAAGUUUACGGUUUGUCUGACUCAUUGAGAUGUAGCGAAGGGAAAAAAGAUGAGAUGGCAAGCUUUUCUAGCAGUGCUUCACUGAAGAUGAAUGGUAGCGUUGGUAGUAUGAAUACUAAUUGUAUCCAUGCCAAUUCUUUGACCUUCUCUUUACGCCCUGGCGAAGCUGGUUCCUUGGGCUUAACUGGAUUACAAAACCUAGGAAAUACCUGCUUCAUGAACAGUGCCCUCCAGUGCUUAGCACAUACGCCAAAGCUUGUUGACUAUUUUCUUGAAGAUUAUGGAAGGGAAAUAAAUCAUGAUAACCAAUUGGGCAUGGAUGGUGAGAUAGCUUUGGCAUUCGGAGAUUUACUUAGGAAGUUAUGGGCUCCUGGAGCGAGUCCUGUGUCACCAAGAACUUUCAAAUCAAAACUUGCUAGAUUUGCACCUCAAUUUAGUGGAUGUAAUCAGCAUGAUUCCCAAGAGCUUCUUGCUUUUUUAUUGGAUGGACUUCAUGAAGAUCUGAAUCGUGUUAAAUGUAAGCCUUAUAUCGAAGCCAAGGAUGGGGAUGGUCGAACAGAUGAAGAGAUUGCUGAUGAAUAUUGGCACAAUCAUUUGGCUCGCAAUGAUUCUAUCAUUGUUGACGUGUGCCAAGGCCAAUAUAAAUCAACAUUAGUUUGUCCCAUUUGUAGAAAGGUCUCUGUAACAUUUGAUCCAUUUAUGUACUUAUCGUUACCUCUGCCUUCAACAGCAAUGCGGACAAUGACUGUAUCUGUUGUUAGUAGUAGCAUUGAUGGAAUUACUCAAUUAUCACCAUAUACCAUUUUUGUCCCCAAAAGUGGUAGACUUGAAGAUCUGACUCGAGCUCUUAGUAUUGCAUGUUCUUUGGAGGUCGAUGAGACCCUAUUAGUGGCUGAGGCAAACAACAACUGCAUUAUACGUUUUCUUGAAGAUCCAUCUGAUUCAUUAUCCUUAAUCAGAGAUGCUGACAGACUAGUUGCUUACCGAUUUAUGAAAGAUAAUGGAGAUGCCCCGUUGCUUGUCUUUAUGAAUCAGCGGAUGGAUGAGCAGUACAUCCAUGGUAAAUUGACUCCAAACAGGAAGGCAUUUGGAAUUCCUGUUGUGGCCAGAGUUUGCAAUAUUACAAAUGGAUCAGAACUCCGCAAUUUCUAUCUAAAGUUGCUCAGUCCAUUUCGAAUUUCAACUGAAGAGACCUUAGAAGAUUUUGCCGUGUCUAAGAAAACAGAAGAAAUUGCAGAAAUGGAGGGGAUCACAGCUCAUAGUUUAGUAUCAAAUAUGAAUAGGUUGGGUUUAGAUUGUCCUUCAGAUGGAGAAAUGGAGUUUUAUGUAACAGAUGAAAAGGGGAUUAUCAAGGGUUCUAAUAUAUUAAUGGAUGAGCCACUGACAAUAGAUGGAAAGUUAAGGCUGCUGCAUGUACUUGUAUGUUGGUCAGAUAAACAGAUUCAACAAUAUGACACCCGACUUUUUAGUUCGUUGCCUAAGGUUUUCAAGUCUGGCUUUUUGGCAAAGAGACCUCAAGAGUCACUUUCACUAUACAAUUGCCUUGAAGCCUUCUUGCGAGAGGAACCUCUUGGACCAGAAGACAUGUGGUACUGCCCUGGCUGUAAAAGACAUCGUCAGGCUAGUAAGAAGUUAGAUCUAUGGAGACUUCCUGAGAUUUUGGUUAUUCAUCUCAAGAGGUUUCAAUAUAGUCGCUUCCUGAAGAACAAGCUGGAGACGUAUGUUGACUUCCCCAUAGAUAAUCUUGAUUUGUCAGCUUAUAUUGCGCAUGGGAACGACAAAUAUCACCGUUACAUGCUUUAUGCUAUCAGUAACCAUUAUGGAAGUAUGGGAGGUGGUCAUUAUACAGCAUAUGUCCAUCAUGGUGGUGAUCAAUGGUAUGACUUUGACGAUAGCCAUGUUCAUCCCAUCAGCAAGGAGAAGAUAAAGUCUGCAGCCGCCUAUGUUCUUUUCUACAGAAGACUUUUUUGAAGUAUAAACAUAAUGGUAAAGUAGCAUAUAGUUAGAAUGGCCUAUUGAAGCUAGGUACCAUUGAUUAACAUUAUUGCCAUCAAUCUUACAGAGUAUACCUAAGGUAGCAUGCUUUUGUCAUUCACAUUUUUCAAUUUUAGACUAGUUGAGUUUAAGAGUGUGGAAGAAAUGAAAGGGAUACUGUAAAACUUAGAUAUUGCAUUUGAUACAUAGCGAGGGACAACACAAACACAACAGCACAAGUGAUUGAGUCGCAAGACAAUUUUUUGUGUUGUAAGUUGUUUGAUGAACAAUACA
This is a messenger RNA of Gastrolobium bilobum, 2922 nucleotides long. RefSeq names its product ubiquitin carboxyl-terminal hydrolase 8-like. The transcript is spliced from 13 exons. The record is from RefSeq and is a predicted model, not a curated record. Gene Ontology annotation, biological process: protein deubiquitination. NCBI's taxonomy places the organism in Eukaryota, Viridiplantae, Streptophyta, Magnoliopsida, Fabales, Fabaceae. Gene Ontology annotation, molecular function: cysteine-type deubiquitinase activity. The coding region runs from base 1 to 2625 and encodes 874 amino acids.